Messenger RNA from Hermetia illucens (black soldier fly), 3355 nucleotides. RefSeq lists its product as uncharacterized. The record is from RefSeq and is a predicted model, not a curated record. NCBI's taxonomy places the organism in Eukaryota, Metazoa, Arthropoda, Insecta, Diptera, Stratiomyidae. Bases 937 to 1785 code for a protein of 282 amino acids. The transcript is spliced from 8 exons.
GUCACAGUAGUUCGGUGCUCGCUUUGCUUUCACCCCAUGAGUCCCGGAACGUGAGUUCCGUUGAAUAGAUCCUUUCACUGAAGUUGCUGCUUUAAAGCUUCACGGCACUAUCGGAAUCUAGCCAAGUAGCCAAGUGUAUCUUUUCUCGCGGCGAACGUAAAAACGGAUGAACAUAUGACACCUUGGCCUCGUUUGGAUUUCAAAAUGACGGAUGGUGGCAAAAUUUAAAUAUUCGAUAGCGCCCACUGUGCAAGGAUAACGACGUCACUAGGGCCAUUUGUUAUUCGGUUUGUGGUUAGCCGACGUUGAACUUUUUUUUCCCUGGAUUCACGCCCGUCGCGGUUUUAUCCUUUCGUAGGGGUGAAAAGAUUUUUUUCAAGUCGAGUUAUUUAGCUGAACCGAGGGGGUUGUGUUAUUACCACUAUUGGCCGUUAAGUUUUAGAAACUUGUAGCGGGUAGUUUAGAAGGUGUGUAACCUUUGGAAUGUGUGCCGUUUUCGUGUUGAGAUGUCCUGUGAGCAUUGGGUCAUAGUUCACGCAAAUAGGGGGUAAUCACUAGCGUGAAUCGUGCUGCGGGUUUUGAGAUUGUUGCGGGGCCGAAAUCUUCACCCUCUUCUCUCCACUGGCACCUCAGUGUAAACUCGAGCUCUUGGUUUUGAAGUGGUACCUUUUGAACUGAUAGUGUCCUGCCAUGAGAGUGUCGUUAAGUUGUUUGUGCAAAUAAAGUUGAACGGCUGAAUCCGAGUGAAUAAUAAAAAUUAAAGUUAAUGCUUUGUUAGUGCGACACUUUUCUGCUGGUGAUAGUGCUAUUAUUCCGUGUACGUACUGUGUAGGGCGACCGCAUCGUUAAACAACCCUGUGUACAGAUUCGUCCCAAGCAAAGCAUUGGAUUAUCCCUUUUUCGACGUCCCGGUCCGGAAUUAAAUAUUUAUGUGCCAUGGCAACAAAAAACAUUAUCUUACAAAUAGCGGUGAUUUGGUCCACUUGGUUGUUGCCAGUUGAAUGUGAUGGUCCCCGAAAAUUUCAUAAUUUAUCACUGACAAUAGAGCCAGCUUGGAUAAAACGUGGUCAAAGUGCAACGUUACAUUGCAGAUAUGACUUGGGAGGCGAUCCUUUGUACUCGGUGAAGUGGUACCGGGGCAAUUUGGAGUUCUACAGAUACUCGCCGUUCGAGAAACCAUCAGCCAAGAUAUUUCCAUAUACGGGAAUAAAAGUUGACCUCACCAUGUCGAAUGCAACGCAAGUUACACUACGGAACGUGGGAUUUAAUCUGUCCGGAAACUUUACUUGCGAAGUAACAGCUGAUGCACCGUCGUUCCAUACGUCCGUGGUAACCAGUGCGCUCGUCGUUGUCGAACUACCCCAUUCGCCGCCAACAUUAUGGACAGAACGGGAACGCUACGAUCCCGGUGAUAUAUUGCGAGCCAAUUGUUCAACUCCACCGUCGAAACCUGGAUCUACAAUUUCCUUUCUUCUAAAUAAUAUUCCGGUUGGAACCGAGCCAACAGUUUUGCAUUCAACACGUGAAAACUUACAAUGGGCCUCGAGAAAUUUAGAAAUGCAGCUGCUUCCGUCCCACUAUCAUAAUGGGCAACUGGUACUGAAAUGUACAGCCGAAAUCUUAGAAUUAUACGCGGAAAGUACAGACGCUUUGCUUUGGAGUACUCGCAAGGAACCAAUACCAGAGAGGGUUACAUCUCCAAACAGAGGUCUACCAAAUCAACCAGCGCCAGCAUCAGCAAUUCUACUAAUAGCCUAUUUGUCAAUAAGAUACUUUCGAAGAUAGUUUGCUUGAAUGAUCAACUGCAAUGCGAAGCAAAUGCAAACUUUAUUUAUUAAUGAUAUUUGAUAGUGUUCGUUUUGCAUACGAAAAUCAAAAACACAUGAAAAUCAAAGCAAAGUAAUAUAUUUUAAUGUAUACCUACCCCUAGUCGAUAUGUCACCCUUGUUUCCUACGUUCAAAUUCCAAAUUGCUGUAAUAGGAAAAGAAAAAAUCGAAAAUGUAACAAAAUAAAUAAGCAAAUAAAUAAUGUUAAUGUAAAUUGAUAUUAUAUACUAAAAUCUAACCGUAAUUUAAUUACAUGAAAAAGCCCAAAACGAAUGUGAAAUUUGCGAAAAAAAAAAGAUUCAAAGGAAAUGUUUUCCAAGAGCAAACAAAGCCCCCGGCCCACUGAUGAAAAACCCUGAAAAAAUGGCGUAAUGAUGUAAAUUUUAAUGUACCUAAUAAUAGCGUUUUUGUAGGCUAUAAGAUAAAUCGAUUUAUUUCAGAUACAAUAGAACCCGUGUAAAUUCUGUACUACAAACAUCCCCCACUGAGUGCAACAUCCAUUGCUUUUCGCCUAUUGUUGUAUUCAAAUUUAUUGGCAACUUUUUACUGUUUCCACAAUAACGCAUUUAAUUUAAUUUAAAGCCAAUUGUUUUGAUAUACUUCCAUCUCUAAACAUUCCAGGACCGGCACUGAGCAUCCACAUCCAUUUGAUUAAGUCUAUAUGAUGCAGAUACAUGUAUCUUUUUUGCUAUUAUUUUCACUUAGUUUGUGGGACAUGCAUUUAUAAGGGAAUGGAAUUCCUGCAUGCUCGGCAAUUUGAUUUAAUGACACAAAAUUGUUUCGUCCUUGUUCAAAUCUAAAACCUAAAUAAUCCGCUUAAACAAUAAUGACAAAUUCAUAAAUAGGUUAAUUGCGGAAUCCAACCAAGAAAAUGGAACCCACACACGAGGACCUCUUUCGAACAGAUAUGGAAAAUGUUUCAGGAGGGUGUGCUCAGGGGGUUGAAUCAAAUAUUGCUGCGUUAUCAAAGCCGCUUUAUGAAGAUACAAUUCAAUCUAAAUAGACUCAUUAGAUGGCCAAUUCAUGAAUAAACCAACAUAUUAAAAACAGUACCUAAUAAUCCUCUUUAUUUGAUAUAUAUACGGCUCGCCCCCGCGGAAUACUCUUUUGAAAUGGCCGCCAUAUUUCAACCCUUGCGGUUUAGAGGGUAUGCAGAAUUGAGGAAUCCAUCGUACUUACAUAGCUACUGCAAAUCUGUCUACUGAAAAUUGAAAACAUAUUGUACAUAAAUAAAUAAAGGAGCAUAAGCCAAUGAAAACGUCAACCAGAGUGAAACUCAAUAAAAUAUAAUUAUAGUGAAAUAAAUUGGUUACGAGCAAAUAAAUAAAUAAAUUAAUAAAAUAUUAACCCUACCAAUGUGGUUCGUAUGCAAUGUAUAUCACGGCAAUGACGAUGGUAAAGUAACAUAAAUAUUUCUAAUUUAUGAUGUUAAAGUUAAGUGGAAAUUAGAAAACCAAAAUUAAUUAUUGAUAAUGAGACACUGAUAUUAGUUUACGAUUUUCGUGUUUUUUAAUGUAAAUAAAUUUUA